GCAGGCCACCAUUUUGCCGUUUAGUGUAGUGUUGGUGCUCUUUUUUUCCCGGCUUGGGGAGGCCAAUCAUUGAAAACCCGCUGAAGACGGGGAGAGCAAAGGAAGCCCGUUCGGGAGUUCGGCACGUAACGCGCACUGCACCGCAACCAGCCCGGGGAAAGUCGUAGAGAGGGGAGAAACACCGUGACCGGGGCAGAUAUGGCUAAUAUCGCAGCACAGAGAAUCAAGAGGGAGUUCAAAGAGGUGCUGAAAAGCGAGGAGACCAGCAAAAACCAAAUCAAAGUCGACCUGGUGGAUGAGAAUUUCUCUGAGCUGAGAGGGGAAAUCGCCGGCCCGCCGGACACGCCGUACGAAGGUGGACGAUAUCAGCUAGAAAUAAAAAUUCCAGAAACCUAUCCAUUUAACCCUCCCAAGGUGCGGUUUAUCACCAAAAUCUGGCAUCCAAAUAUCAGUUCCGUUACAGGAGCCAUAUGCCUGGACAUAUUGAAAGACCAAUGGGCCGCAGCCAUGACUUUACGAACGGUGUUGUUGUCGUUGCAAGCCUUGCUGGCUGCCGCAGAACCGGAUGAUCCGCAGGAUGCGGUGGUGGCAAACCAGUAUAAACAGAAUCCAGAAAUGUUUAAACAGACCGCUCGGCUGUGGGCACACGUCUACGCAGGAGCACCAGUUACUAGCCCGGAAUAUACAAAGAAAAUAGAAAACCUUUGCGCCAUGGGCUUCGAUAGGAAUGCAGUAAUAGCAGCCUUGUCAUCUAAAGCAUGGGACGUAGAAACUGCAACAGAACUACUCCUGAGUAACUGAGGCAGCUGCUCCCGGACCCCCGCGCGCCCCUCGCCGAACAGCACGUCAUCUGUUAUUUUUUAGGAUUCUGCAUAGGUUCUGUUAUUAAAAAAAAAGAAAAGGGGAAAAAAAUACGGCACUCCUACGUGACAAUGCUACUUAGUACCGGAGACUGACGGGAAGAACACCGCUCUGUAAAUACGGCUAUUAAACAUGUAAAUUAAAUAACAAAAUAAAGGGGGGCAUGAUUUUUUUUUUCUUAAAUAUCGUGAAGAGCAAACCUUGGCACCGAAGCCAUUGGAGAGCGUGCGUUUGUGCUUUACGCUGUGGCCAAGAACUUGGGGAAAAUUCUUCCGUUUUUGGUUUUCUAGUACCAGUCCCUUUGCUGGGGGGGAAUCUUGUCCACCUUUCCCUGCAGCAAAGUGGGGGUUUUCUUUUAGGAGUCGCAGAAUUUUGCCAGUCCUUACAUUACAGUUAUUACCAACCAUCUUUUGUGCCUGUGGACUUGUAUGCAUGUACACAAUGGAUUCAGACCGUUCACCCGAACAGUCCCACAGUAGUAUUUUCGGUAUGGCGUGUUUAUAACAUGAAUUCAUUUUUCAGCUUUUUUCUUUUGUGGGAUGGGUAUAAGUGGGUUUACGCCAACGUUCCUAGGUAUCCAUAACGCCACAAUACAAACUCCUUUUUAAAGGUUCCAUGGAAAGUCCGUGGCCGUAGCUAGAGAAGAGACUUCAAGAUUUUAACGGAAUGAGCCAAUCAAUGAGAAAGCAAAUUUCAUCCAAACGACCCGCGUCACAAUCUAUAACCAUGUCGCUCAUGUCAGGCACCAAAUAUUGUCACGUUUCUGGCAACACUAGCACUUCAGGAGUAUGAAUUGCUGUUACUAAGCACUUUGAAUCAGCCCGUUAUUUAAAUCCAAAUUGUAGAGUUUCUUCUUUAAUAAACCAUUAUUUGAAUACCGA
Molecule: messenger RNA, 1742 nt
Organism: Spea bombifrons (plains spadefoot toad)
Lineage: Eukaryota; Metazoa; Chordata; Amphibia; Anura; Pelobatidae
Gene: UBE2K
Product: ubiquitin conjugating enzyme E2 K
Exons: 7
Coding region: 199-801 (200 amino acids)
Biological process (GO): protein polyubiquitination; proteasome-mediated ubiquitin-dependent protein catabolic process
Cellular component (GO): nucleus
Molecular function (GO): protein binding; ubiquitin conjugating enzyme activity
Source: RefSeq, a predicted model, not a curated record